Poecilia latipinna (sailfin molly) is the source of this 2024-nucleotide messenger RNA. RefSeq lists its product as uncharacterized. Gene Ontology annotation, cellular component: plasma membrane. Gene Ontology annotation, molecular function: transmembrane signaling receptor activity. The record is from RefSeq and is a predicted model, not a curated record. The transcript has 10 exons. Lineage: Eukaryota; Metazoa; Chordata; Actinopteri; Cyprinodontiformes; Poeciliidae. Bases 684 to 2024 code for a protein of 446 amino acids.
UUUGGACAAAUGAAAAAGCUCUGGCCUAAUUUUCACCAAACUGAGCAUGAACACUUGAUAACAACUGUUGAGCACGGUGGUGGAGGAAUGAUGGUCAAUGCUUUGAUUUGUAACCACAGGACCACAAAGCUACAUCAGUGUAGCUGCUGCCUGUCAUUUGGUGAGAGGAGGGGAACCCCACAGGGUAAAAAGAGGCAUACAGGGCUGACCUCCGACCCUGAGUCUCCUCUCUGCAGCGUAGCUUUCUGUCUGUCUGAUGAGUUCUGUGUUUCAGGAUCCACUGAUCUGAUGCAGCCGCUCAAAGAGAAACUCUGCUGCAGAAACCAGUAAAGUCACAGAAAAGUGGUUCAUGUCUCAAAAACUGCUUCUUUAAAAUGUUUGUACAUAAGAGAAAUGGAAACUGACCACAGCAAAGAAAAAACACAGAAAAUAGUUACUGAUCGUAUCAGUGAAACACGGAGCAAUCUCUAUAAUAUAAUGAAAUAUAAAGAAACAAAUAUAAUGAAACAUCAAUGAUGCAAAAAUGUUUACAGCAGAAAAAUGUCAGCUUCAACAUUUGACUGAACAGUUUCUGUGGUCAGAGUUGGUGUAGAGGAAACGAGCAGCGAGCAUCCCGAGGGGAGGAGAGCGGAGGAGUGACGGGUUUGAUCAUCAGCUGGGAGACACAGCAGCAGGAAACCAUCAUGGCCGCCCGUCUGUCUUCGCUCUGCCUCGUCUUCCUCUCCCUGCAGGUCGGAGACAUCAGAACUUUUGAAGUUCUGACACAAUAUGGAGUUUGUGGGGAAGACAUCUUGAUUUCAUGUGUCUCUUUCUCAUAUGGAGCCUGGAAGAUCUUCUGCAGGGAAACCUGUGAAGGAGAAAACCUCCUGAUCAGAACGAGAGAUGACGCAGCUCAGAUUGGACGAUACAGAACUGAAUAUGUUAGACAAGCUUCCAAAACAUUCUCGGUUCUGUAUGUGAGCAUCUCAGAGCUGACCCGGUCCGAUGAAGGUCGGUACCGAUGUGGUUUGGGCGACUCGUCAUCAUCAGCUUCACUUCAGGACUUCAGGCUGGUUGUUCUAGACGCUCUGCUGGAUGGAAACAAAGUUCCUGACCUCCACAGAGACGCUGGCAGCUCUCUGACAGUCGCCUGUUUCUUUGAAGACUCUGGAUGGAAACGACUGUUCUGCAGAGGAGGAUGUGGAAAAGAUGAAGUUCUUGUUCAGACUGAUGCAGUCAGAGCUGACAGAGGCAGGUACAGCAUUGAAUAUGAAAAAAGACGAAAUUCGGCCGUUCUGUUGGUGACCAUCACACAGCUGACCCAGUCUGACUCCGGUCGGUACCGAUGCAAACUGGACAGAGCGAUUCGAUCAGAUCUAGACAGAGACUUCAGCAUCACCGUCACUGAUGCAGUCGACCCAUCCAGAUCAACAACAGCUGAGCCCUCCAGCUCCAGUUCAGCAGUCGGCCCGUCCAGCUCCACACCAGCAGUAACAUCACAGACUUUCAGCUCCAUUUCAACUCAUGUUUUCACAAACAACCCAACCAGCCUCACAACAACAACUCAGAGAUUCAACUCCAGUUCAGGAAAUUUCACACAUCGAAGAUCUUUUAAAAUCAGUAACGACUCGGUUCAGUUUCAGGAUAACAAAGAAAAAUCUUUCCUCUAUGUUCCUGUGAUCGUUGGUGUGACUCUGGCUGCCAUGGUGGUUCUGGUCUCAGCAGCUCUGCUGGUUUCCUGCAGGAGACGAUCUCUGAGAGAUUCAAGGAGGAGAGGAGAUGAUGGAGUAAAGAUGGAGAACAUCGACUAUGAGAACGUUUCCUCUCAGGACGCCACCUACCAGAGUCUCGGUCCUGCCAGCAGAGACCAGAACCAGAUCUACUCUACGCUCUCACAGUUCUGGAUCCCAGGUUCUGGAUCCCAGGUUCUGGAUCCCAGGUUCUGGAUCUCAGGUUCUGGAUCUCAGGUUCUGGAUCUCAGGUUCUGGAUCUCAGGUUCUGGAUCCCAGGUUCUGGAUCCCAGGUUCUGGAUCUCAGGGUUUUAG